CCUUACGCUGGCUAUGUUUCCGAAGUCAAUCGGGCGAGGGGUCCGCAGCGCAGUGACUCUAUGGAGCAGCGCCUGGCUGAUCGGUUGUCGGAGAACCGCUCAGGACGCCGAUCGACAGGGCCUUCUCCUCCAGCGCCUGUCAUGCGACCUCAUGUUAUACAUCAAAGGGACGCUGCUACAGAUAUAGGUAUAGGCAUGGCGAUGGGUGCGAUGGGUAGGGGUGCUAUGCCGCCACCAUCGGCUUAUGCCCCAAUGCCAGCGAUGCCUCCUCCAGGAAUGAUGAGGCCGAAUCCCUUUGGAGGGGAUGCGUACUACGACAAUGCGUAUACAACAGCACCAAAGUCUGUACACGAUCCGUACUACUAUGGAGGCAUGGACGCUGCCGAGCCUGAGCUCCCCGAUCCCCGCCGCAGGUCACGGCGUAGUGGUGAAGAGCGUGAGAGACCCAAGUCAUCAACUCUGGCAGGAUUGACUGGAUAUGGACGGGGCGCUCACCGUGUGUCCGAGUGGAGGAACUUUGUUGUGCCGGGCUUUCCUAAUGAGGCAGAGUGAUUCAUGCUGCCGUGUCAAGGCUUUGGAUAUGUAAAAAUGAAAUUGAUCUCUCACUGUAGGCUGAUAU
Trichoderma atroviride IMI 206040 is the source of this 619-nucleotide messenger RNA. The record is from RefSeq and is a predicted model, not a curated record. NCBI's taxonomy places the organism in Eukaryota, Fungi, Ascomycota, Sordariomycetes, Hypocreales, Hypocreaceae.